Messenger RNA from Pipistrellus nathusii (Nathusius's pipistrelle), 1038 nucleotides. The record is from the annotation of a GenBank genome assembly. NCBI's taxonomy places the organism in Eukaryota, Metazoa, Chordata, Mammalia, Chiroptera, Vespertilionidae.
AUGCCCCGCAUCGAUGCGGACCUCAAGCUGGACUUCAAGGAUGUCCUCCUGCGGCCCAAGCGCAGCAGCCUCAAGAGCCGAGCUGAGGUGGACCUGGAGCGGACCUUCACAUUUCGAAACUCCAAGCAGACCUACUCAGGGAUUCCCAUCAUUGUGGCCAACAUGGACACCGUGGGGACAUUUGAGAUGGCAGCAGUGAUGUCACAGCACUCCAUGUUUACAGCGGUUCACAAGCAUUACACCCUGGACGACUGGAAGCAUUUCGCCGCAGAUCACCCAGAAUGCCUGCAGCACGUGGCCGUGAGCUCCGGCAGCGGGAAGAAGGACCUGGAGAAGAUGAGCAGCAUCCUGGAAGCGGUGCCACAGGUGAAGUUUAUUUGCCUGGAUGUGGCCAAUGGCUAUUCAGAGCACUUCGUGGAAUUCGUGAAGCUGGUCCGCGCCAGAUUCCCUGAGCACACCAUUAUGGCAGGGAACGUGGUGACAGGGGAGAUGGUGGAAGAGCUGAUUCUUUCCGGAGCAGAUAUAAUCAAAGUGGGAGUUGGACCAGGUUCCGUGUGCACCACCCGCACCAAGACCGGGGUGGGCUACCCCCAGCUGAGUGCCGUGAUUGAAUGCGCAGACUCUGCCCACGGCCUGAAGGGGCACAUCAUCUCUGAUGGAGGCUGCACGUGUCCAGGAGAUGUCGCCAAAGCCUUUGGAGCCGGAGCAGACUUCGUCAUGCUCGGAGGCAUGUUCUCGGGCCAUGCCGAGUGUGCCGGGGAGCUGAUCGAGAGGGACGGGCAGAAGCUCAAGCUCUUCUACGGGAUGAGCUCUGAAACAGCCAUGAAGAAACACGCAGGAGGGGUGGCCGAGUACAGAGCGUCGGAGGGCAAGACGGUGGAAGUGCCUUACCGAGGAAACGUAGAACACACGAUCCUGGAUAUCCUGGGGGGACUGAGGUCCACCUGCACCUACGUGGGGGCCGCCAAACUCAAAGAGCUCAGCAAGAGGACGACGUUCAUCCGGGUGACCCAGCAGCACAACACAGUGUUCGGCUAG